AUGGAUAGUGCAUCCAUCGAUGCUAUUCACAUGAAUGGCAUCAAAUCGAAGUACCUAUAUGAUAUACUGAAAGGCAUAGUACGAGAAAAGAAUUAUGAUGUUCUAGAAACUAUAAAUGUCUCCGAAUUUCUAGCCGAGUUGCUGGAUCAUAUGGUCAACACUAUACCGAACGAAUUGUUCCAGACAAAAGUUAAUAAUGGAAGACAUACUGUAGGGCGUAAGGAAGAUAGUGAGGAAAAUGAGGAAGCUGUAUAUGGCACAGACAUAGACGAUGCCAACGAUGUACAUACUAGGCAAUUGGAUGAUCUCAAGCGCAUAUCAACACAUUUAACCACUAAUUUCAAAGACAAAAGCCAAUUACCAUUUACAAUAGUGAGAAUUUGUGAACUUUGUUUCGAUCCUUUUCAUUACUUCAAGACAUACGAACUCGAUAAGUUUGUUAAUGCCUUGCAGAAAUGCUGCUUAGUCAGAGGCGCUUGGCGACGUUAUGAACUGAAAGAUGUUCGAGAACUUUCAAAUUCACAAUCGGAUAAGGAACAUAUUGACUGUGAUCAAAAUGAUGUGGCAUUAUCUAAAAUACCGUGGUUGGAUGAAAAGAUGGUCUCUGAAUUAACACCUUUUAUAAAGGAAAUUGACACAAUUAUGAGUGUGAAUUUGAGCUUCGAAGAUGAUGAGAUGGAUGAUGACGACGAUGAUAAUUUGAAAAAUCAAAACAAUGAUAGAAUCAUUACUCACCAAGAUGACAAUAUAAUAGUCGAAGAGUAUUAUGAAAAUGAGGAUCAAGAUGACGAAAACACUGGUUUCAGUAAUCAAGUUAUAAAUGAUAAUAAUGAUAGCCAAGAAGACGACGACGAAGAUAGUGAUUAUAUAGAGGAAGAUGAGGGAGAUGAAGAUGAAGAUGAUGAUGAUGAUGAGGAGGAGGAGGAGGAGGAGGAUGGAGAUGAGGAUGAAGAUGAGGAUAAGCAUUUUGAUAUCAAAGUAGAAGAAGAGGCAGUAAAGGAGGAUGCAAAUACCACUAGAAACGAAUUAAUGAAUGUUUCCAAUAAUAGUGAUGAUAGCUCUUUACAAAAUGACACUGGUAUAGCAAUCUCCUCACAAAAUGAUACCAGAGACCUUAGCAAGAGGAGACUACCUUUGAGUGAUGAGAAUGAUGGUAACUAUGCAAAUCCAGCAAGCUUUUCAAAGAGAAAUAAAGCAAGCGAGUCGUGA
Molecule: messenger RNA, 1209 nt
Organism: Nakaseomyces glabratus
Lineage: Eukaryota; Fungi; Ascomycota; Saccharomycetes; Saccharomycetales; Saccharomycetaceae
Gene: PSY4
Product: Psy4p
Cellular component (GO): nucleus; cytoplasm; protein phosphatase 4 complex
Molecular function (GO): protein phosphatase regulator activity
Source: RefSeq, a predicted model, not a curated record